This is a messenger RNA of Leptosia nina, 669 nucleotides long. NCBI's taxonomy places the organism in Eukaryota, Metazoa, Arthropoda, Insecta, Lepidoptera, Pieridae. The record is from the annotation of a GenBank genome assembly.
AUGGAAUUUCCACACCUCGGAAAAAACUGUUGUUAUAAAUUCUGCAAUAAACUUGACUUCCUGCCUAUGAAAUGUGAUGCCUGCAAAGAAGUUUAUUGUUCUGAUCACUUUGCCUACACAAAACAUGAGUGUCCUGCACCAAAUUCUCGGGACGUCCAGGUACCACAAUGUCCCCUCUGCGGAGCUCCUGUCCCAGGAAAGCGAGGGGAGCCACCAGAUGUUGCUGUGGGGGCUCAUAUAGACAAUCAAUGCACUUCAGACCCAGCCAGAGAAAGACGUAAUAAGGUGUUUACAAAUAGAUGUUCAUACAAAGGAUGCAAAGCGAAAGAAAUGGUGCCACUUGUUUGCAGUGAUUGCUGCCUUAAUUACUGUUUAAGACAUAGGCAUGCAGCUGACCAUGCUUGUGAAGGAAAAUUGGCUGCAAAGAGAAGAAGAGCUGCAGAAGCGGCAAUGGCGAGAAUGAAGGCAAAUGAAAACAAAAUUACAAAUGUGAGGCAAGUUCCUUCUGGUCUUACAACCGCAGAUAUACAGGGAAAUAUGACUGAAGAUGAGGCUUUAGCGCAUGCGUUGGCAUUGUCUCUUCAAGAUGGCAUUCAGCAGAAUAGAAAUGUGGGACAAAUUCGUACUCGAGUAGGUGGUGAACCAAACUCAAGAUGUACUGUUUCUUAG